Messenger RNA from Dovyalis caffra, 1899 nucleotides. NCBI's taxonomy places the organism in Eukaryota, Viridiplantae, Streptophyta, Magnoliopsida, Malpighiales, Salicaceae. The record is from the annotation of a GenBank genome assembly.
AUGAAAGUCAUCUCUUUGUACGAAGCUUCAAAGAUAGUACUGCCAUCUGCCGAUAAUUUAGGGCGCUCUUUCUUAAAUAUCCUAUUGUCUUCUCAGCUGGGUCUUAACUGUGAAAACGUUGAAACAAAGGAUCUGCAAAAAUACAUACUUAGAAAAGCAAAGGCAAGAGGCUUGCUAGCUGAAAAGGGUGUCUUCAAAAUGCCUAGUUCCGGUGGUGCAGCUACAGAAGAAAGGGUGCAAUUUGGAUCGACUAGUCAUGAAGAUUCAGGUUGCAGUCAGGAAGCUAAAAAGGUUGGAAUUAGUGAAGAAUUGCAAGAUCACAAAAUGAAGCCAUCAUCGUCCAACAAUGAGGAGUCAAGCAAUAGCAAAGAGGAGGAAGUACUUGAAUCUGCCAAAACUGAAAUGGGUGAAGUGAGAGAAGAAAAUGAAAGAUUAAAGAUGAUGCUGGAGCGAAUUGAGAAAGACUACCAGUCCCUUCAGUUCCGCUUCUUCGACAUCCUUCAGCAUGAAACUAGUUCUAAGCAAUCUACAGAUUCAACCCCAUCCCAUGACGAAACUGAAGAACCUCAUGAUCUCGUGUCACUUUGCCUUGGAAGAAGUCCAAGCGAGCCUAAAAAGGAAGAGAAGUCUACCAACACUACCAAAAGGAGGGAAAAUGAAGAGUUGAAGGCUAACUUGACUCUUGGAUUGGACUCCAAGUUUCUGAUAUCCUCAGAGAUUGUGUCAAAUCCAAGCCCUGCAGAGAGCGUAGAGGAACCAAAGGAAGAAGAAGCUGCAGAAACAUGGCCAUCAAGCAAGAUUCCAAAGAGAAAUGGAGAUCAUGAUGAGGUUGCACAACAAGGCCAUCCGAAAAGAGCUAGGGUUUGUGUGAGGACAAGAUGUGAUACACCCACAAUGAAUGAUGGAUGCCAGUGGAGGAAAUAUGGACAGAAAAUUGCGAAAGGAAACCCAUGCCCACGAGCAUAUUAUCGUUGCACAGUUGCACCAUCAUGUCCAGUACGAAAACAGGUGCAAAGAUGUGCUGAGGACACGACCAUCUUGAUCACUACCUAUGAAGGAACACAUAACCACCAACUUCCAGUUUCAGCCACAGCCAUGGCUUCUACCACUUCAGCAGCUGCUUCCAUGUUAUUAUCUGGCUCUUCAUCCUCUCAGCCAGGCCUUGGUUCUCUUAUCAAUGCAACCUCCGCUCGUACUGAACUCAAUGGAUUAAGCUUCAGUCUUCAUGACAAUUUGAGAACAAAGCAACUCUACUUUCCAAAUUCCUCCUCACCGAUGUUCCCAACGAUUACUCUAGACCUUACCACCUCCUCCUCCACUUCAACUAAUCCUUUCAAUAGUAGGUUCUCUUCAAGCUUCAGUUCAACCUCUAGAUUUCCUUCAACAAGUCUUAACUUUUCUUCCACCGAAUCCAACACUCUGCCUACAAUAUGGAACAACGGGUACCAAAAUUAUGGCACACUAUCCUAUAAUCAUCAACAAUUAUAUCAACCAUACAUGGAAAAGAACUUUCAAGCCGCACCUACUCAACAGGUAUUAGCGGAAACCUUAACAAAGGCAAUAACGUCGGAUCCAAGUUUCCGAACGGUGAUUGCCACAGCUAUUUCAUCAAUGAUGGGAGGUGGAGGUAGUGUAAGUGCAAACAAUAGAAACCAACGGGCCGGAGAUCAGAAUUCUUCUGGGCAGAAUUUGAACAUGGGUGAUCAGACCAGUACUCCUCGGGCAUUUUCUACCAAUUCAUUGACCCAGAAUGGGAAAUUAGGAUGUGCAUCAACCUACUUCAAUGGAUUGUCAUCUUCUACUUCUCAGAAGGGAAGUCUGCUUCAACCUGCAUUGCCAUUUUCUAUAUUUAACAGUGCCUCCAUGCCAAAUAAUGACAAUGAGGAACACAAGAGUUAA